AUGUUCGCCCAAGCUCCGAAUCGCAACCCAGACCAGCAUGGCCCGGCGGCAAACAACAGCCAGAAGCAAUGCUCACAGCUGGCCUCGGACUUUUUCAAGGACAGCGUAAAGCGUGCUCGGGAAAGGAACCAAAGACAAACCGAGCUCCAGAAAAAGCUCAGCGAGCUAAACGACAGCCAAGUGAGACAGGCACAAAUGUGGUCCAGCGCCGGUCAGAGAGAAGGGCAAUACCUACGAUUCCUGCGAACCAAGGAUACGCCCGAAAAUUACCAGACAAUAAAGAUCAUUGGCCGUGGGGGCUUUGGCGAGGUCAAGCUGGUGCAAAAGAAAGCCGGCGGUCAGGUCUAUGCGCUGAAAUCUCUAAUCAAAACGGAGAUGGUCUAUAGGGAGCAGCUUGCACACGUGCGGGCUGAACGCGAUAUUCUGGCCGAGGCGGAGAGCCCCUGGGUCGUCAAGCUCUUCACCACCUUUCAAGAUGCGCAUUUUCUCUACAUGCUGAUGGAGUUCCUACCUGGUGGGGAUUUGAUGACGAUGCUGAUAAAAUAUGAAGUUUUCUCUGAAGACGUUACCCGGUUUUAUAUGGCCGAGUGUAUCUUGGCUAUCGAAGCAGUCCACCAACUCGGUUUCAUCCACCGGGACCUCAAGCCUGACAAUAUUCUGCUGGACCAUGGCGGUCACAUCAAGCUGACCGACUUUGGACUCUCCACCGGCUUCCAUCAACUACACGAUAACAGCUACUACCAGCAGCUAAUGGUUUCAACCAAUGCGGAUAAACCCAGAGAUCGCAAUUCCGUUACACUGGACCAAAUCAACCUCACAAUAAGCAAUCGAUCGCAGGUCAACGAAUGGCGUCGCUCGCGGAGGAGAGUCGCGUAUUCCCCAGUCGGGACCCAAGACUACAUUGCGCCCGAGGUCUUUGUUGGUCAAGGGUACUCGUUUAGCUGUGAUUGGUGGUCUCUCGGGGCCAUUGCAUUCGAAUGCUUGGUGGGAUGGGCUCCGUUCUGUGCCGAGAACCGGCAAGACACGUAUCAGAUGAUUGCGAAUUGGCGGGAAUAUUUACAGUUUCCUGACGACAUCCAGCUGAGCCGCGAAGCGGACAGUGUGAUCCGGAGUUUGAUUUGCAACCCCGAAGACCGACUUGGCCGCGGCGGCGCCGAGGAGCUCAAAGCGCAUCCCUUUUUCCGAGGAGUUCAGUUCGACGGCCUGCGUCAGAUCAGGGCCCCGUUCGAGCCGCGCCUGACUUCAAGCAUUGACACGUCCUACUUCCCAACUGACGAAAUUGAUCAGACCGAAAAGCAACCGGCGGAGUCGCUAGAGAUGAGCUUGCCGUUCAUUGGGUACACGUUUAAGCGAUUCGACAACAGUUUUCGCUGA
Messenger RNA from Hirsutella rhossiliensis, 1374 nucleotides. Its product is annotated as kinase. Gene Ontology annotation, molecular function: ATP binding; protein serine/threonine kinase activity. NCBI's taxonomy places the organism in Eukaryota, Fungi, Ascomycota, Sordariomycetes, Hypocreales, Ophiocordycipitaceae. Bases 1 to 1374 code for a protein of 457 amino acids. The transcript is spliced from 5 exons. The record is from RefSeq and is a predicted model, not a curated record. Gene Ontology annotation, biological process: peptidyl-serine phosphorylation; intracellular signal transduction.